Messenger RNA from Hypanus sabinus (Atlantic stingray), 5994 nucleotides. Its product is annotated as EH domain-containing protein 3. Bases 153 to 1808 code for a protein of 551 amino acids. Gene Ontology annotation, molecular function: GTP binding; protein binding; calcium ion binding. Gene Ontology annotation, biological process: endocytosis; endosomal transport. The transcript has 7 exons. Gene Ontology annotation, cellular component: cytoplasm; plasma membrane. Lineage: Eukaryota; Metazoa; Chordata; Chondrichthyes; Myliobatiformes; Dasyatidae. The record is from RefSeq and is a predicted model, not a curated record.
CUGGUUUGGUUAGCGUAAAGAAUUGUCCCUUUAAAAAUAAAAUUGUGCAGAAUUUUCGUUUGCAAUCUUUUUCCCUAGGGGAAUUUUAACUCGGGGCAAAUAAAUACAUAAGCUGCGAAGAGAUUUAUUUUCCCUUAAAAGUGUCAAUCGCCAUGUUCAGUUGGCUGGGGAGAAACGAGCGAGGAAAGAAGGAUCCCGAGUUAUUUCAAACGGUGACAGACGGCCUGAAGAAACUCUACAAAACCAAGCUGCUUCCCUUGGAGCAACAUUACCGCUUCCAUGAAUUCCACUCGCCCUCGCUAGAGGAUGCAGAUUUUGAUAACAAGCCUAUGUUGUUGCUGGUCGGCCAGUAUUCAACCGGCAAGACCACCUUCAUCAGAUACCUUCUGGAACAAGACUUCCCUGGAAUGAGAAUUGGGCCUGAACCAACAACUGACUGUUUCAUUGCUGUAAUGAAUGGGGAUGUGGAAGGUGUGAUUCCAGGAAAUGCUUUGGUGGUGGAUCCAAAAAAACCAUUCCGGAAACUUAAUGCUUUUGGCAAUGCAUUUUUGAACAGAUUUAUGUGUGCCCAGUUACCGAAUCCUGUGCUUGAAAGCAUUAGCAUCAUUGACACACCUGGAAUUCUGUCAGGAGAAAAGCAACGCAUCAGCCGAGCAGAGCAUGAGGAUGGGUACAGCUGGCUCCGUAGAUGCCCGUAUGGAGGUUAUGACUUUGCUGCUGUAUUGGAAUGGUUUGCAGAACGCGUUGACCGUAUCAUCCUGCUGUUUGAUGCUCAUAAGCUGGACAUUUCUGAUGAAUUUUCUGAAGUUAUAAAAGCACUGAAGAAUCAUGAGGACAAGAUCCGUGUGGUGUUGAACAAGGCAGAUCAGAUUGAAACACAGCAACUAAUGCGUGUCUAUGGUGCUCUCAUGUGGUCUCUGGGCAAAAUUAUCAACACUCCCGAAGUGAUUCGGGUGUACAUUGGCUCAUUCUGGUCUCAUCCUCUGCUGAUUCCAGACAAUCGCAAACUUUUUGAGGCAGAAGAACAAGAUUUGUUUAAAGAUAUCCAGAGUCUUCCUCGAAAUGCUGCUUUGCGAAAACUCAACGACCUAAUCAAGAGGGCACGACUUGCAAAGGUUCAUGCCUAUAUCAUCAGUGCCUUGCGGAAAGAGAUGCCAGCUGUAUUUGGUAAAGAUAACAAAAAGAAAGAACUGAUUAAUGGUCUCGGAGAAAUUUAUGCACGGAUUGAACGAGAGCAUCAGAUUUCUCCAGGAGAUUUUCCAAACAUUAAGAAAAUGCAGGAUCAGCUGCAAGCACAGGAUUUCAACAAAUUUCAGCCACUAAAGAUUAAACUGUUAGAGACAGUAGAUGACAUGUUAGGAAAUGACAUCGCUCAGCUCAUGAUCCUCGUACGUCAAGAAGAAACCCAGCAACCUGUCCCAGUUGUGAAAGGGGGAGCUUUUGAAGGCACAAUGAGUGGCCCGUUUGGACAUGGAUAUGGUGAGGGAGCUGGUGAGGGUAUUGAUGAUCUUGAGUGGGUUGUGAUCAGAGAUAAACCAAGCUAUGAUGAGAUAUUUUACACUCUAUCACCCAUCAAUGGGAAGAUCACUGGUGCAAAUGCAAAGAGAGAAAUGGUGAAGUCGAAGCUUCCAAACACAGUGCUGGGAAAAAUCUGGAAAUUGGCAGAUAUUGACAAGGAUGGCAUGUUAGAUGAUGAAGAGUUUGCAUUGGCCAACCAUUUAAUUAAAGUCAAGCUGGAAGGUCAUGAACUACCCAGUGAAAUUCCAUGGCAUCUCAUUCCACCAUCAAAGAGAAAGCUGGCUGAGUGAAUCUGGCAGCUGGAAAAAAAAACACAGCACAAGAAGGUGAAGAUGAAAAACCACUGAAGAAUGAAGAUUCCAAAUCUUAAGCAGGCAAAAAUAGUGUUAAAGCUUUUACUUAAAUAUUUUUAUUUCCAUUAUUUACACUGAUUGCAAUACUCCAGGUUUCAGAGCAUAGAAUUUGCUACUUUAACCACCAAAAUAAAUGCCUGUGUUCUUGAAAGAGUGGCAACAGAGUUACUGUUCACUUGGAGACAGGAGUGCCUUGGGAGUGUUGCUCCUUCAUGUCCCUUUUUUAAUGUUGUGGAGCACUGUGAUGUCACCUUGACUGUGAGUAGUACUACUGAGUUUCUGUUCUCCUUUGACAGGGAGUUCGAAUUUUUUUUCCUCAAGCUUCUGCCUUAUUUUUAGGUAACUAGAGUAUUUUGAUUUAUCUCAACUACUCAAUUUCUGCAUGAUGCUAAAUAAUUCAGCCAGUUGUCCUCUGAAUACCUAGUUACUGCAAGGAUAAUUUUUUUUCACUUUAUAUAGAUUUAGAUUUUAUAAGGAAUAGCUCAGUGUUUCUCAAUGGUCACUCCAUGGACAGGAACGUUUGAGGAAAAAUGUUCACAGAACCACUCUAUGGUAGAAAUAAGUGAUUUGUAUGAAAACUUUGAUAUUUCUACAAAAGGAGGUUUGGAAACAUGGCUUUUUUGAUUCAUGAACAGAAAUUCUAUUAAGUACUUUUUCUUUCAAAACUUUUUUUGUGAAGCCCUUAUGUGACUAAUAAUCUGUAACAAUAGGGUGUAGUUUAACUGGAUAUGUGAUAUCUAUAAUGCAAAGUAUUAUACAAGUAUUAUAUCUAUAAUAUACUUUGACAUUAGUAAAGAAACUAAACCAAAUUCUAUCCUAAAGAGUACUGUCAAAUAUAUACUGUACUGCAUGUUUAUUGAUCAGGCUAAACAUAAUACCAGGUAUAGUGGAAAAGUUGUACAUCAUCUUGUAUUUGUAAUAGUUGGGUAUAUUCUACUUGACAGUUCUAUCACCUAACCUUUGCUUAUUUUCCUUAAACUUAGUUAUGUUGCAAGACAUACCAUAAAAUGUUCAGUUCAAUGUCUUCCAUUAUCGUAUUGAAUAUUCUGGCACCUCUUUAAAAUGUUCUAUGUGUGAGAAUUCUUUGUAAAUGUAAGUUAUUUUUCUGUCCUAUAGCUGUUGAACAUUGCUGUGGAAAAUCACUGUUGUUAUACUGAAACUACAUUGUGAAUCCAUAGACAUACACUACAUUAGUGAGGGAUCUGCAAUGUCAGUCAAAGGUCUUUAUCUUCCAUUGAGGAAAAAAGCAAGAAGAUUUGCUUCCUAGAUACACAUGAAUGUAUUCCCAUGCCCACAGAUUGAACACCAUUGAUGCUUUGUGAUCUAUUUAAAACAGGUGUAAUUUGUGGCAAACAUGUUGAAGGCUCUCUCUUUCUAUACCAUGUGACACAACCUCACCCAUUGCCUGCUCCAAGAAAAUGCCACCAAAUUCCACUACACUUCAAAAAGGAACUUGAAUAUUACCGAAAAAAUAUUUUUAAAGAAUCAUGCUUCCAAUGUGGAAUUAAACUGUUACUAGUAGGAUUUCACGGGUGUUUUUUUUGUGUGUGUGAACACUUGGGGUGAAGGAUGAAGAGGGGAAAUCACUGAAAUUUGCACAAGUACUCUGCACGUAAUUGUUUUCUUGCCUGGAACCAAUACAAAGGCUUGGAAUUCAUGGUCAAAGGGGCUGUGGAAGAAAUAUUCUUUGGAAUUCUUUCCACAACCUCUCUUGAGGAAGGAAUGCUUUUAGAUCAGAUCAUGCUUUAAAAGCAAGAAAUGUGAUUUGUCAGUUACACUGGUCCAUACUGAAAUCUCAGCUGGCUGUCUAAAAGCAUUCUUGCAUCAUUCUGUUCAGCAUACAACAUUACCAAAAUAGUCUCCUUAAAUUACUCGAUGUUUUUUUUAAAUUUGAUGUCUGCCACCAAUCUGCUACAAACCAACUGUAAUUGAUAAGGAAAUAUACUAAAUUAACUGCUGUGAGAUGUGUGUAGGCUAAGUACUUUAGACAGACCCAUGAAUCAGAAUCAAGUUCAUUAUUACUGUGAAAUUGGUGGCAGCAGUACAGUACAAAGGCAAAAUUACAAGAAGUAUAGAAAAAAAAGAAUGAGAUAGUGUUCAAAGACUGUUUGGAAAUCUGAUGGCAGAUAAGGAAGAAGCUGCUUCUGAAUAUGGAUCUUGAGACUUCUGCACCUGUACCUCCCUGAUAGUGGUAACCAGUAGAAGGCAUGUGUAGUCAGAGUCCCUAAUAAUGGAUGCUGACUUUGGUGUCAUCACAUAUCUCCUGACAUACCCAAACAAGAAGAGCUGCUGGCAUACCUUCUUCAUGAUUGCAUCAAGAUGACAAUCAGGUACUUGAAGCUGUACACCCAAUCUUCUGCUGCUGCUGAGGACUGGUGUGUUUUCCCAACUUCUUCCUGAAGUCUACAAUCAGGUGUUGAAACUUCACUCAACCAGCUGAUCUAUGUCAUUCAGAUAUUCUGAGCAGUUGAUAUGCACAGGUUUUUUUUAAACACCUUGAAGAUUAAUGAAAAUGUUAUAUUUACCAUGGGUCAUAUUUUUAAUGUGUACCCUAGCCCUCAAAGCACUUUCUCAUUAAAAUUAUGAUAAAAAUAAUUAGCAUUAUCCUAUAAAAUUUCAAAUUGUAAAUAGAUUACUCUCACAUAUGCAUAUUCUUAAGCAUCUCCAGUUAGUUUUAAGAUGGCCUCUGGUUGGAACUGUGAAUGGAAUUACCUGUGCUUUGAGAUCAUUUCAAUGAAUAGAAGAGAAUGUUAGUGAAAAUCUAUCUACCACAGUACACCUUUAUUUCUCCUUGCUUCAUGGUUACUUGUGCCACUAUUCAAAAGUUAAUUAAAUGUGCAAAGAUUAGUAGGAUUUUAACCUUCACCCAUUACCACACACUUCCCUAUACUAAUAUAUAUAUAUAUAUAUAUAUAUAUAUAUAUGUGUGUGUGUGUAUAUAUAUAUAUAUAUAUAAAAUGAUAUUAUAAUGAUAUAAAUAAUAUUAUAAACCCUACUUGCAUAACAAAGUAUGUACUAUUCUUUUCCUAUAGUAGAGGUUGAACUUUUUUGACCUCUAUUUGUUUACUGAUAAUCAGCUUUAUAAUGUGAAAUACACAAGCAGUCAAGUAAAACUCUAAUUCUGAAGUUUUGUUGUCUUCAAAUUGCUACUGUAUGAAAUGGCCAUUUCUACCAAAGAAUAGUACUACAACAAUAAGAACAAAAUCUUCAGAAAGUAGAACUAUACACUAGAUGUUAGGAAAGCCAGUGUUUUAUGGUGUUUUUCAUUGAUUGCGACUAUUUAGUGUGUUGGAGCUUGCAUUUCAUUUUGAUAUCUGCUUUGUGUGCAUUUGGAUGUCCCUGCUUCCCUGUUUGUUGGCUAACCCCAUUUCUUUAAACAGUUGAAAUUAUUUUUGUUUUCAGUAGCCUCUACAUUUGUGUAUUUAAAUUUUUGGGUCACAUGCAAUUUUUGAUGUCUAGAGCUUUUAAUCAUUACCUCUAUUUUUGCAUUAUUAUUAUUAUGAAUAAGCAAGUUUCUAAUCUGUAUACAAAUAUUUUUCAGGGAGCCUGGUCUUUAAGAUUAAAUACUAAUGAAUAACAUCUUUUCAAAAACUAUUUCCGCAAUAGAAAGAGUCCAAAUUAAUAACAUUGAACAAAUUUGAGCACUUCAGCAUUUUGUACUUUUAUGACCAAGUUCUUAUUUCCCUAUUGCACUGGUUGCUUUAUUGUGACGAGGAGAAUAAAAACCUACACUUUGUUUUGUAGAUUAUGGCAUCCUGGUCACAUUGCUAGUUUUCAGUUGUUCAAAUUUGUUGUGGCACUUGAGCUAAUCUUAAAUAUUAAACCUUUAUUAACCAAAUUUCAGAAGAGAAAAUGCGAGGGAAAAAAUGGUCUAUGAUUAACUACUAACAUACCUGUGGUCCCAUCAAACACAUUUUUCAAAGCAUGGUAUUGAAUUUUGGAAAUUCUGUUAAUGGAAUUCCUGAUUCAUUACAAACUAUCACAAUGCUAACCAAGGUUUGCCAAAAGGAUUUUUUUCUUUUGCCAAUAAUGUUAUUGUACAUUUAUUUUUAAAAAUCCUAUAUUAACAUUGUAUUUAAAGGAAGCUGUAGAUUAGAGAAAUACUAAUAAACUGUUGCCUUUA